Didymodactylos carnosus is the source of this 2684-nucleotide messenger RNA. The record is from the annotation of a GenBank genome assembly. Lineage: Eukaryota; Metazoa; Rotifera; Eurotatoria; Philodinida; Philodinidae.
GUGACAAAAAAAUAUAUAAAAGUCAACAAUGUCUGGUACAAGAUUUUGUAAGAUCUUACAAGAUCAUAUGAAUUCUUGUCAUAAGGUCUUACAAGACCUUGUCACUUCUCAUAACCAGAUCUUGAGGAUCUUAUAACAAGAAGUUACAAGAUAAUAGACUUACAUAAUAAGAUCUUGUAUGAUCAUAUCGUAAGACCUUAUUACAAGAUUUUCACAAGAAAACAUCAGAUCUUGCAAGGUCUUACAAGACGUGUUUCACCUGAGUAACCACUCACUAUAUCUUUUCUACACAAUCUCAGAACCCGUGUUUUCUAAAAAAGAUUUAAUCUUCUGGGGUGUAAGAAGAAAAGAUUAUUGCCCAAGUCUAAAGCCUAUAAGUAAUAAGUGUAUAAAGCCACUUAUUUUUUAUGGACCACACGGUAUGUUUAUUUCACACGGUAAAAGCAAAGGAAUUGAAAUAACACCCAUACAAUACCAGUCAACGGUUUUCUCUUCAUUUAUGUGUUUAUUCGAAAAGGUUAGAAAAAUCAAAUUAGGCGAUGAUAUGUAACAGUUAAAGCUAUUCUAUUGUGUAUUUGUUUUUCGAUAAGAUAACUAUUUGUACUAGUAUAAGACGGACUUUUUUCUCAGCCAUUUAGACGUGGACGCAAUUAAGGAAAAAUGGGGAUAGUAGAACCGCCUGAUCAGUAAAAAAAAACAAUAAAUAGAAAAUUGUCAGUCUAAGACAAUUGAUUGUUUUUUAGAGAACUGUCAUUAUCAAGCUAAAAUGUUUAAAGUAUUCAAACGAAUAUUGUGGAAGGAUUUUUGCUUAAAAAUUACGUCUUCAAACUUUAUUUUCUGACUUCUAUUCUUGCAUUAAUAUGGGAGAUAAUCAGGCUUGUUAUUCAAAUGCGCUAACUACAUUAUGCUAGUUUUGGAUGAAUAUGAAGUCAAAGAUUCAUAAACACGCUCUCAGUUUAAAAUUGUGGUAAAACCUUCUGAUUUAUGAGUAGUCAGAUUAGAAAUGACAAAGUAUUCAUCAAAAUUUUACAUUUUUACUCAAUCAUGGUUGCAGUUUAUCUUUUCUGCUUCUUUUUUUGCCACUUUAAACAUGCGGUGACUCGAAAAGUAAAGCAACGAAAUGAUUAGAUUAGUCAUGUUUGUAUAUUUCACUCGAGUCAUCGUUAUACUCUGUUUUCAUUUCUCUUUAUAACAAUUUUAAUGUAAUGUGCAUUCUAUAGCUUAGAAAAAUGAACUAUUUAUCGCGAUUAAUUUUACUGCUAAUUUUUGUUCAUUUUUCGUCAUCCAUCAGAUUGAGACGAACAUUUCCUAUCCCAAAACGUCAUUCAAUUCGUGAUGAUCCUCGAUGUACAGUAUUUCAAACAUUUACACAAAAUGUUGAUCAUUUUGGAUUUUCCAAUACGGAUAUAUUUGAACAACGAUACAUUUUAAAUAAAGAUUUUUGGACUAGUGGUUCACCAAUAUUUUUCUAUGCUGGAAAUGAGGGAGACAUAGAUUUGUUUUGUCAGAAUACUGGUUUUAUGUGGGAUAUUGCUCCGUCCUUUCAUGCCAUGGUGGUGUUUGCUGAACACCGUUAUUAUGGUAAAAGUUUACCGUAUGGAAAUGAUUCUUAUUCAAAACCGGAAUAUACAAGAUAUUUAACUAGUGAACAAGCUCUUGCUGAUUUUGUUUAUUUAAUCGAAGACAUUCGCCGAGAUGUUAGAGGAGCAGAACAAUCACAAGUGAUAGUUUUUGGCGGAUCAUACGGUGGCAUGCUUGCAGCUUAUGCACGUAUAAAAUAUCCACAUAUUUUUCUUGCUGCUCAUGCCGCGUCUGCACCCAUUCUACAGUUUUCGACAAGAUGUGAAGCAUUUUCGCAAAUUGUUACCAAUGAUUUUCUACGGGAAAGUACAUCUUGCGUUGAAAUCGUUCGUCAGUCAUGGUCAUCCAUCAAUCGUCUAGCACAGUCAUCAUUACAAACGUUAACUGAUUUAUUCCAUUUAUGCGAUCCACUAAACAAUGUUGAUGAAUUGAAAAAUUGGCUGUUGGAUAUGUACGGAAAUUUUGCAAUGGUUGAUUAUCCCUAUGAAACAUCAUUUUUAAGCGAUUUACCAGCAUAUCCAGUUCGUGUAUUUUGUGCGAAUGUCACACAAGCAUCGUUUAAAGAAAAUGACGACACUGACAUCGUUAAACGUAUUGUUACAGGCGUGAAUGUCUAUUUUAAUUAUACAGGCACAACAAAAUGUUUUGACAUCGGAUCUCAAGGUACACCUAGUUUAGGCGAUCUUGGUUGGGGUUACCAAGCAUGCACUGAAAUGGCAAUGCCCAUGUGUUCCGAUGGUCAAAAUGAUAUGUUCGAACCGAUGGCAUGGAAUUUUCAAAAUUAUUCGGAUGAUUGUUAUAAACAGUGGCAAAUACGACCACGUGCUGAAUGGGCAUAUAUUGAGUAUGGUGGUAAAAAUGUGAGCUCAUUAAAGUCACAUUCAAAUAUCAUUUUUACAAACGGAAAUCUGGAUCCAUGGUCAAGCGGUGGUGUAUUGACACCAAUCAGCGACCAAUUACCCAGUCUAAUUAUUGACGGAGGAGCACAUCAUCUAGAUCUUCGUUCAGCUAAUGUCAAUGAUCCACCAAGCGUAGUAAAAACAAGGCAGACAAUUGUGGCUCUAAUUGAAAAAUAUCUUUCCGAAGCAGUAACAGAAAUGUAA